Molecule: messenger RNA, 28203 nt
Organism: Pocillopora meandrina
Lineage: Eukaryota; Metazoa; Cnidaria; Anthozoa; Scleractinia; Pocilloporidae
Source: the annotation of a GenBank genome assembly
UCACAAUCGAGUGAAAAUCGUUCAAGCAGCAAAGCGCAUUUACCUGUCCUGUCCAUUUCGCUGGUAUUGAAAGCCUUUGACGAUGUCUUCGAAGCUCUGAACUUGUGUUGAUCGUCGAUAUAAUUACCAAUAUAUGGCGUGAAGCAGGGACAACGUUUGUCAGAAAUCCAGAGUCCAUCCACGCAAUUUUGCAGCGACGUGAUAAUAAUUUUUUUCUAACCAUCUCCGCGGAGAGAUCGAAUAUGAAUGAAGUAGUCUAUCGCUGUCGUGCUUGGCUUCGUAUUAACAAACCGGACUCUAUUCCUGGAAAUUUUCUUUUGUUUUAAUUUCUGGCACAAUAACCUCAUGGAAGACGAAACAUCGGUUCGAGUGGCUUUGAGGUAAGGGUUUACGGUGAUCAAGGAAAAUUCUUUGAAAUACGCCAACAGUUUAUUACCAGAUCAAAUGAUUUAGACGCCCUGCCAAGUAUUGUGUAGCGUGGCUUUUUAAAUCUAUUUGUGCCCUUUUUAUGUUUCUGUUUUGUAGGAUUCGUCCUCAAAGUGCCGCCGAGCGAAUAGAAAUGUGUAGAGUUUGUACUUGCGUUACUCCAGGACAUCCUCAGGUUGUUCUCGGAAAAGACAAGGCCUUUACGUUCGAUCAUGUAUUUGACAUCGAGAGUAAACAGUUUGUAAUCUAUGAGCAGUGUCUUAGAGGACUCGUUGAAGGGUGAGUUAACUUAAAUGGCGUUUUGGCGACUUUAUUUUGAGGCCGUAUUCAUGCUGUCAUGAUUGUUGUACAUUUCAUAUGUUGAUCGACGUUGGCCGCUCGCAAGUGCCAAAAUUGCGUUUGUAAAUAAGCUUAUGUUUGCGUGAUUGAAGUAAGCUUUUCUUACGCCAAGAAUUUUUUCCUCUUCAUUUCAGCUGCCUUGAUGGCUAUAACGCUACAGUCCUUGCUUAUGGGCAGGUAAUUACACUUUUGUUCGUCUAGAUAUAAUUUGCAUCUGUAUAUGCGUAAAAAAGUUUAAUAAAUGUAAUCGGUGUUGCACUGAAGAAAUUAUGGGCAAGUGUCCUUAGUCAAAGUGAAUUUCCGGCGUAACUUUAUUUUCAAAGCUUUUUAAUGCCUUCUCACGCCGUAAUGUUUGCACGGUUCAGAUAUUUUUCUAUUUCAAAGAGGCUAUAUCAUUUAAUCCCUGUUGUGAAUAAAACAGUCUCCCCUGGAAUAUUGUUAAUGUUGGUUUCAUUUAAAUGUUCACCGGGAGGUUUUCAUGUCCAUCUCCCAAAUUCUGGUCUUGUUCAUUAAAACUAAAUGCAAUCUGUUUGUAUUUAUUUUCGUAUUUUGCGUUCGAAAUGACUAUUGUAGAUUUCGUCCCUUUGAGCCUGUAAUCGGCGAUCUAUCUCGAGUCCAUUUGAUUCCUAUCUAGGAAUAAUAGAGUACAUUGUAUAUUUGAGACGUGUAUUGGUCCAUUGCUGUUCUGCAUUAACUACCGUGGACACGAAUUUUCUCAAAUUAUUCGCCACUUUCACGGUUGAUGAAAUGUAAUCCAUUUACGCGGUAGUUCAUCCGUGAAUUUGAAAUUUAAUUACACAAAAUCAGAGAACCUAAAUGUAAACCACAAUAUUUCAUUUUACCAUAAGAUGUAUAAUCUCAGAUUAUUUCUUAUUUCGUCUAGCUUUUGUGAAAAUUAAGACCUUUGGUAUUAUUGAUAUCUCGAGCUUAGAGUGUUUGGUUAUGGAAUUUUAUGGUUUUUUUUGUUCUGCGCUAAUUUUAAUUUGAAUGCCAAUUCGCCCCUUCACUUUUGUCUUUGUUUACAUUUUGUCAAAGCUGUAGAUAUUACAUAUCAUCUUGAAAAUUUUUACAAGGUUCAGUAAACAUUAACUUUAUCUCCUGGAGUUACUGAGUGGCAUCAGUGAUUAAAUAGUAAAAUUUUGCUUUGAAUUAAACCAACCCAUAAAAAUACUGGGAAAAUAUUGUAAAUAAUUAUUUGCACUGUGCAAACUCUAAUCCUAAUACUUAAGCGGGGUCACAACCUGUUGGAGAAUCCUUUUGGUGAAUUUUGAGAAAAUUUAAAUCUUGCGCUACACUUUUUUAUUCACUGGGUUUUAAACUGUAGCCUUAGCAAAAGAAAAAUUAUUUGACUGAAGGUAUUGAUCUUGCUUUUGAUUGUUUUUGUAGCUAUUUUUAGCUAAGAUAAUAUUUACAAUCUCAAGAGUGAAAAGUGACAGUAUUGAUCUAAUUUUUGUUGGAUGUUUUCAAACUGUGGCUCUUGCCAUAUCACCAAAGUUUUAUAGAUAGAUCUAGAUUAACUAUCGACCCUCCUUUGCCAUUUUGCGUUACAAUGAACUAGUUUGGUGAGGGUGCAUUCUAUUGUUCAGUAGCAGAUAAAAGGAAAAAAAAAGGCUGUUGGUGCAGUAGGUGGAUUUAACUGCAGGGUAUAAACACAAUAUUGAUUUCUAUGAAAUAUUGGACUGAUGCCUUAAAAAUGUCAAGAUAUAAUUUUCAAUUUUGUGUAUAUGUCUUCAUAAGUUAUAUUGUUGUAAGUGGUGGACUGUUUCAUUUUUCCUGUGUACUCUUAAUGCCAUGGAGAUUGGUUCACCCUUGUGGAAUAAUCAACAGAUUCACAAAGUGCAUUAUGAAUGCAGAAAAUUAAAAAAAAAAAAGAGAAAAGAAAUUUACUGUCAGUUUUCUUAUGGAACAAAUACAUUUGUAAAUUUCCUCUUUGUACAGACAGGAGCUGGCAAGACUUACACAAUGGGGACAGGGUUUGAUGUUACUGUGACACAAGAAGAGGAGGGAAUCAUUCCGCGAGCUGUUGCACAUUUAUUUGAGGGAAUCGACAGAAGAAAACAAGAUGCCAAACAAAGAAAUGAACCUCAGCCUGAUUUUAAAGUCACUGUUCAAUUUAUGGAGGUGUGCACAAAUAACAACUUUAACCUCCAUUUUUAGCAAAAUUUUCUCUUGCUUUCUUUUGCUUUCUUUUUCUCCCUAAAAUUUAUUAUGAGCAACACCAUAAAUUUCCCGUAUUUUAUUUGUGAAAGAAAAUCAACAUGACAGUUCAUGAACUUUCUGAUGAAAAAGAGCAUUUUCUAUUGACUUUAAACCUUAAAACUCUAACAUCAGUAUCCAUAUUCUCGAUACUCCUCCCUAUACUUUUUCUUUGGUACUGACAAGGAGUAUUUUCUUUAAAAAUCAAAACUUCUUGUUGGUGAUCAUUUAUUCUUUUAUUCUGAUAAUCUUGAUGAAUGAUUCAGCUGUUUUACUGAGAGGAGGGAUGACAUGCAGAUGUUGGUCACUCUGUAGAAUUAAAGAAUUAAACAGAAUUUAUGGCAUGCAGAAAUGGCAGAAUUUGUCAAGUUGCAGAGCCUAAACUCUUUCUACAGUACAGCUCUGUUGAGUUAAAAUGUCAAUUGAAAAGAAUUUAAAUUUGGCAGAGUUUAACUGAUCUUAAAAUAUGGCCCUAGGGGUUGCUCCUUGAAUUAUAUUUUACAGGAAGUUUGAGUUAGCAUAAUUCAGUUAUUUACGUUGAGAUGGUAGAAGAGAGGGUGUAUACUAUCAUCUGUGGAUUAUUAUUAGUUCAUAAUCUGCAAAUCCUUCUUGGUUUUAAUUUUGACUUUCUGACUUCUUCCAGCUUUAUAAUGAAGAACUUAUGGACUUGUUUGAUUUGGAUAACAAUAAGGUAUGGUCCAGUUUUGUGCUGUGCAUGUUUAUGUGCAUGCAUGCCACAUUAACUCUUAAGUUCUUUUCUAACCAACAUAUCCUCUGCAAUUCUGUGAAUGUUACCCAAACAAAUGUUAAGAAGAGGUACAUUUUACUAGUAAGGAACGUUGUCUUAAAAUAGGGAAAAGAUUUCUAAGAACUAGAAACUGCAGAUUUGGCAGUAAGAGUAUUUAGUAUGUGUAUUUUGAAAUAAAAUUUUGUUGUCCUUUUUGCCUCCAAGGGUCGGAAGAGUAAUGUAAAAAUUCAUGAAGAUGCAAAUGGAAAUAUUUAUACUGUGGGUGUCACUAUGAAGCCAGUGAACUCAGCACAAGAUGUAAGUUUUCACUCCCUUUUAUUCCAUAGAUCUCAUGAGUAAUUCUUCUUGCUUUCUGUGAUACAUUUUUUAUCAUGUUCCCUUGGAGAAUUUGAUUUUUGAUCAACUUAUUCUCUCAACUUAUUACUUGAUAUUUUUCUUUAUUCCUGUUAUCUGUUUGAGUAAUACAGAUAUUUACAGAAAAAUCUGUUAUUAGUCACUCGUGGAAGUUAAAGGGUUAAAUUGCUGUUCAUAAGGCAUGAUUUUAUCUUCAUGAUGAGCGCAUCUUGAUUUAAUGUCAUUUAAAAACAAAACCAAAAUAAUCAAAACAACCAAUCAAAGUGUAGGAAACAAUCAGAGAGAGCUGAUGAGAACUCUAAUUAAAAACAAGGGAAUUUGUCUUAUCAUGGAAAAAAACAAUAGGAGUGGCCAAAUGGAGAUUAAUUUUAGUUUUGGAUUUGAAUUGGCCAAGAAAGUGGUACUAGUUCCUGAGACAAAUUAAAGGAAAUCAAAGGAAUCUGGAACUACUUUUGAAACACAUUUGAAAGUUACUUUAUGACAUACAGAAUGCUGUAUUGUGUACAAGAGAGUAGACAUGUUUAAAUCAGGGUAUUCUGGCUAUGUGUUUGUUUUUUGUGGAUAUAUCCUCUAUUAUAGAACAAAUAUUACCUGAAUACACUGACAGUUGUCUUUUAUUUUAUGUUUUCUAUUUCAGACUCUAAACUGUCUGCAACAAGGAGCCUUAUCUCGUACAACUGCCAGUACAAACAUGAAUGCACAGUCAUCAAGAUCUCAUGCCAUAUUUGCUAUUCAUGUCAAGCAGCAGCGUGUCGUUAAGGUAACACUUUGUACACAGAUGUACAACAUGUGAAUCCAAAGAAGAGAAGAAGAACAUUUCUUGACCAGGAGGACUGUAAAAAAUAAAAACAAAAAUAAAAGUAUACAAAAAUUUGCUAAACCACCAAACUCUGAACUAAAAGACCUUCAUCUAACCAAUUUUAUGCAGUGUGCAUUUGGGUGGGUUUAAUGCAGUUUGCAAGAAAUUGUUGAUUUGUGAUUUUUUUACAAUGUACGGUGUAUAUUGUAUUUAGGGGAGUGACCUCAUUCUACUGCACAAGGGAAUCCAGGGGAAUCAAAUUGGAUUGUAUUUGUCUCCCUAAUACUGCUUUGGGGUAAAAGUUGUUGAUUUUUAGGAAAAUUUUACAAAAAGAAAAAUAGAAACUUUGAAUUUAUGAGGUUUCUGUGACAUGCACUUUGACCGAUAAUUUGGGACACUGAUUUACCAAGAUUGCAUAUACAUGUAAGUUGAAAUUACAUUACCGACAGAAUGACGUCUGAAUUUCAAGUUUUCUUUUUUUCAAUCAGCUAACAGAUGGUGAUGACAAGCAAGGCUCUGAAAAAAUCAGUAACUAUGAAUAUGAGAUGCUUACAGCCAAAUUCAACUUUGUGGAUCUUGCUGGCUCUGAGAGACUCAAAAGGACUGGGGCAACUGGUGACCGGGCAAAAGAAGGCAUCUCUAUCAAUUGUGGUUUGGUAAUUAAAGAGUCUCUUUAUUUCAAUUUAGCCUUUGUAUACUGUGAUGUUGCUUGGGGGCUUUCUCUCAACUCAACAACUUGUGUAUGGGUUUAUGGGUUUAUUUCAAAUUAAAUGACUUUGUUAGGUGAUUUCUGAGUGGAUACAGUAUCAUGUAAGUCUUGUUAAAUCUAAUAGAUUUUCUUAUCCCUUAAAAUUAUUUUCUACACUUUUCUCUUUACAUUUCUUUGGUACUGACAAGGAGAAUUUGACAAUUGGGAGUUUCAUAAAUUGGUGAUCAUUUCCUUUUUUCUCAUGAUGUCAAUGUUUGAUUCAAGGGUAGUGCUGUUGGGAAAAUGAGAAGCUAGUCUCUCUUAGGGUUUAAAUAUUAAUAUGUAUUGUUCCUUGCUCACUGUAUUGUUCACACAAGGAUUAUUUUGUGAGACUUUAGACUUUUAUUCUGCCUCAAUGAUUUCAAAACUUAGUUAAACCUGUACAUUGUGAACUGACUCUUAUCUAUUUUGGUUCAUGAUUUUAGUUGGCCCUUGGGAAUGUUAUCAGUGCUCUUGGAGAUGCUACCAAGAGGGGAAGCCAUGUUCCUUACAGAGAUUCCAAACUCACAAGAUUACUCCAAGAUUCUCUGGGAGGCAACAGGUGACUUCUCAUUCAAGCAGUUUACUGAAUAUGAUUGUCUUAACCCUUUGACUCCCAGAAGUGAUUUACAUGCAACUUCUCCUUACAAUUUACACACAUUAUCCAGUAAACAGGUAAUGAGAAUACUUAGAAUUACCGUGUCAAAGUUGUCAUCUUGAUCUAAUACCAAAUUCUCGUCACUAAUUUACUAGGAAAAGUGUAACAGCUAGAGAGGAGAAUUGACAAUCAGAUCUUGGGAGUUGAAGGGUUAACUUGCUCAAUAAGUGGGCCCAACAGUAUUCAGAUCAAAGGAGUUUAAAGUUAAGUUUCUGUAGCAUGAUGCAACAUUGUGUUUAGCAACUACCUCUGGAUGAGGUGUUGGUUCAUGAAGCAAAUCUGUCUCCCACAAAAUCAAAGUGAGUGGUUGUUGCACUGGCAAUGAAUGGAUAACUGACAGUACUGGCCCAUUUGGAUUUGUAAAUAAUAAUCAAAGUAGUUAAUGAUUUUUCUUUUUCUUUUAGUCGCACUCUAAUGAUAGCCUGUGUAUCACCAUCUGACCGAGACUUCAUGGAAACCCUGAAUACACUCAAGUAUGCAAACCGUGCUAGAAAUAUCAAGAACAAGGUGACUUGAUUUCUUAGCUGAGUUUUAUUGAUUUGCAUGUAAUGAGACAGGUUAAUCAGUUUCAGUUUACAAUACCACUUUCUCCACUUUACACCUGGUAAAGAGAGAAUUACUUUCCAACUUUUUUUGCAGUAUAUAACGGAUACAUUGUUACAGUUGUAUUUAAGAAAGAUGAGAAGUUGGAUUGAUUCUAUUGAUUCCUGGUGUAAUUGAAGUUUGGGAACAUCGAGAGAGAGAAGCCCCCUUUUUUAGCCUGGGCACGAACCACACAAGCUGAAUGUGGUCCUCAACAGUUAGGGGCAGGUGCUCUCACCUAACAGCAUCAUCAUGCACACAAUGUUCCUGUAUGUUACCUCCUAUCAGACUCUGAGACAUUCAUCAGGUCUUACUAUUGUUAUUAAUUCUAUGCCUUUCUAAAUCCACAAGCCAAGUUUCCAUCUUUCUUCAAACUGAAAUGUGAACAUUCAGUUGGUUUUGUUUCCAAGGUGACUGUGAAUCAAGAUAAAGCGAGUAAACAGAUGGCUGCAUUGAGGCAGGAGAUACAGAAACUUAGUCUAGAGCUGACAGAAUAUAAACAGGUACAUUAUAUGUACAGGUGUAUGCGUGGAAGUCAAGCCAAAACAAUUAAAUUAUGAGCUAGAAAUUGUUAUGUAGUAAUUUCACAUAAAUUAUCUUGCAUAGAAAUUAAAAGGGAAUAAUCCGAUUGAACAGUAUUUACUUAUUUUUAAAACUUAAUUAGAAUAUGGGCUAAUUUUUUUAAAUUUCAUUUUAAGCUCACUUUCAAUUAAUUUUCUCUCUAUCCAAUCAUAGUGCAGCAUUAGUGACAGAGUGCUUGCAGAUUUAUACUAAGUGUAAUUAAUAAUAGUAAUUGAACUGAGUGGAGUGCAAUUUGGGCUGAAAUCGUACGCAUGAUUUGAAAUCACAAGUAUGAUUUCAGGCCAAAACUGCACGACACGAGGUUCAAUUACCACUUUAUUACAUCCAUUUUGAAAUUGCCCAAAUACAGGACUUGGUCAGUUCAAAUAUUUUAUUAAUGUAGUACUGAGCUGGUUUGAAAUUAAAUUCUUUUUUUUUUUUUUUGGGGUGGGGGAGGAUUUUGCCAAAUUUGCCACAUGAUACUCUUUGUCUUUCCUCUCCGUGUAAUUUGAUUGGUUACUUUAAACAAGCCUUGAUAUUUGAUUGGCUGUUUGGUUUUUAGUGUAGCCUUCUCUUUGGCUGGGAAAAAGAUGCGAUUUAAAGCAAAAAAUUGUGCAAUUCGUGAAUAAAUCGAACCAAUUAGAGCCAAUCAGGUUACAGGGACCACCAGUGAUUCCAAAUGGGUGUAAUAAAUGCUGCCAUUUUUUCUGAUAUGCAUUAUCAAAUUUAUGCUAUUACAUUGAAAAACUUUAAUUGCACUCCUGUGAAUAAUUUUUUUUUUUUUGGGUAGGGAAAACGAAUUUCUGGAGUGGACGGUGAGCAAAUCAGUGAUGUUUGCCAUGAAAAUGUGAUGCUAAAAACCGAAAAUGACAAGUACGUAUGUUUUAAUUUUAUUAUUACACCCAUAUAAUUACUAAUUUUGCGUUUGUCCUUGUUUCAUAAUGAAUUGAAUGUCAAGAUUUCUAUAUUCCUAUUUAAAACUACUGAGAGAAAGGAAAGUGUAUUAUGAGUUAAUCAUUUACUGUGUUACAGACUGACCUGUAAUGUACGUUUGGUGGUUCAUGUUGGUGCCUAAUAAUAUGACUCGAAAAGUAUUGAAUAUUAAUCAAAAUUUAUCUUUUACACAGACUUCGUGUGCGUAUCAAGGCCUUGCAGCAGACUAUUGAUACACAGUCAGUCAGAAUAGCGGACCUUAUCUCCUCUCAAGUUUUGGCGUCUAUGAAUGGUAUGGAAAACGAUACAGUGUAUUUGUUUAUUGGAGUUAUUAGUGUCACUACCAAAGACAACGUUACAGAGAUAUAAAAGCAGAUAACGAUAACUUUGCGCCCCUCAUUUUAUUAAGAGAAUGUCUUUUGAUCGCAUAUUGUCGAAAUAUUUUUUCAAGGUGAAGGUGUUGAUGGAGGAGUGGAAGAUCUCAUCCAGAAAUAUUUAAAAGAAAUUGAAGAGCUCAGGUAAAGAUUGUAGCGAUGUGUACAGUUAUUGAUAAGCAGGGAUUGAUAUCACGCCGAAACCAAUAGGAAAUUGCGAGGCAACACACUUUGAUGGCUUGCACUUUUUACCUUACAUACAGCCAUUCAGAGCUAAAUGAUAACUCGCAGGAUAUCGCCGGUACCUAUGUACACAUAUAUGUUUCUGGUAGCAUCAAGGAACUGUUAAGAAAACAGCACACUGAUCUUGGCCAGGACUGGAACCCAAAAUUAAAGACGAAAACAAGAAAAACGAAACAUUAAAUGUCUUAAUAAAUUUCGUUCAAAACGACAAGCUUAAAAAAAACCUGGGAGAAAGAAAUCAAAGUUUUGCGAACUCACUGAGACUGUAGAAUAAAGUGGCAUAAUAAAGUGGAGUAAUAAUGGCGCCGUAUUCUCCUUUCUCUUGUAGAAAUAAACUUACGGAAAGUGAAGCCAUGGCAAUGGCCAUAACGCGUCAUGCCACCUUGAAGUCUCGGAUGACGUCACCGUCAUCCCAGGAGUCGACCACGUCUAUACUGGAGAUGGCAAAGAUGGAUGUGGCGAAACAGCGGCAAAAAGCACAGGUGGUAUUACGAAAUCCUCCUUCUCUCUCCAAAGUCAAAUGCGUUAGACCUGUUAAGCCUCGCGGAGGCAGUUUUCAUUCAACUAUGAAGGGAGUAAAAACUUCUUCUAACCUUCCUGUUAACUCAUCUCGACCUCAAACUAAAUCUUUUCUUCAAACAAAUGGUGGCAGGCUUAAGGUUGUGACACCGCGGCUUCCUUGGAAUACUGGCGUUGUCCAGUCUAGAACGGACUCCGGGCUGAGCCCUCGGUUGUCCCAGCGGAGUAGUCUCGUGACCUUGAAAGAGGCCAAUCCUAAACCUCGUAGACCUAGCAAUUAUUUAACUCCGGCAGACCGGGAUAAACCGUUGAAUGGCGUAACUGUUAACUUGGCGAACAAUGUUACGGCUAAUGUAGUAUUGCGGAGACCUAAACAGAAGCCGGUUGAUUCUGAAGUUAUGGCUGUUAAGCGUAGAUCUCGCAGCCUGGAUUCUUUAGGUGGAAAUAGUGAUGCGAUGGACAAUUACCUAACACCGGUGCAGUGUUUUAAGUGCCGCAAAGAUCUAAGUCGGGUGUUUGACUCAAGUGCUUCUAGUAGGUGCUCUGAUGCCUUCAGUUCUACAAGUGAUCUUAAUUGUUCUCUGCCAGAACUUCGUUUUGAUGAGAACAACAAUGUUCAACUCGGCUCAGUUCCAAAGCCAUCUGUUUCGAGGGUAGAGGUGUUGAAAGCAGAGAAAUUAGUGCAACACCCUCCACCAGUUGAUAUUGUGUCUGACACAGAGUGUUAUAAGUAUCACUUUGAAAGCGAUAGCCAGACUGAGAGUGAUUACGGAGUGACUGUCGCUUCCGACAGCGAAGUGUACAGAUACAAGCCUAAGACAAAGGACAGACGAAACUUACAUUUAGAUUCUCCCAUGCCUCAUCUGCUGAGGGAACAAAGGACCGACUCAGCUGGCAGUAUUCAAGAGCGUAAGCUUCAACUUGAGGAAGAUCUUGACUCGUUGCUUGAUUCUAUGGCUUUUGCAUUAGAAAAUAUUGAUGCACCUGGAAAAGGCGGUGAGCUACUCCCUGGUAAGAAUGGCGGUGUUCCUCCUGAUGCUGUGUACACACCACCUGCAUUUUUCAGGCCAAUAUUCGAGGUCAAGAUUUGAAAUGAUCAAUUAUCUAAGUUUCCUGUUGGUUUCUUUUCCUGAUAAUCUUGAGGUUUUCAAGACAACUUUUCUCUAGUGCGCGUUUUUUUUUUUUUCUCGCCUGCACUAAUAACAAAGCAUUCAUGUUCUGAAAGAACGUUAAAUCAUGGUACGUUUUUUAUGUUUUGUUUGUUUGUUUUGUUUUAUUUUUUGUUAUUUAAUACACUAACGACAAACCCACAGUAAACACUGUGUUUGAAAUACUAGAGAGAAUGUCGUUUUAUGCUUUUUGAUUGAAAUAAGGAGCUUCAAUGAACUACUUGUAACAAUAGACUGGUUGUAAACAUGAAAUAAAAAUCGAUGCACGGUCUUUUAAAUUUAAAUUGUUAAAUACGUGGAAAAGAUACGCAUUUCAAGAAUGUUUGUAAGUAGUGGUUAGAUAAUUUAUUUAUAGAAUUCGCCCCCUAGUUUGAGUGAACAGAUUAAGUUGCAUAAUUCGCUCUAAAUGCAUAAAUGGCAAUAGUUAUUGAAAUAUAUAAGACUAAGUCAAAUGAAUGGUAAAAAUUUUAUUAAAAAAAAAGUAAUGUCUUUUGAGGAAGUAAAGUUUAAUUGUAAACUAUAAAGAACAUUGUAUUUUGCGUUAAGUCAUAGAAUUGUUUUUAAUUAAUGUCCUUUUGUGGUCUUGACAUGUGACGUUCUUUCUGUGACUGUUAAGACGUCGGAAAAAUGUAAAUCUUGCAGGCCGAUUUUCACAUAACUUUAGUUACUACUUGCAAGACAGUUAGUUCAAUCUGAAACAGGAAAUACGUUGAUAAGUACGGAUAACGUACGAAUGAAACCUAAUAUACCCAAGUUUUGUAAUGAUGAACUCGCAGUGAUGCUAUAAACUCCAUAGCAAUGAAAGAGAUAGAAAGGCUCGUUUUGAACAUUUUUAAGUAAAUAAAAAUUUGAGCGGAAUUCAUUUCUCUGUGUUCUUUCCCAUUCUUAAAUACUUGAUUUAGUUCAUCUGUUCUCCAUUUGUUUACCAAACUCUUAUUUCCGUUUCGCCUGUUCCUAUUUUAUUUUGUUAAUUCCUCUGACUGCCACCAUUUUGUUGAGAAGCAUGCUUUGUUUCACUUUUCAAUUUUUGAUGUCUUCUUUUCUUCUUUCCUUUUUUUAAAUUCGUUUUCAGUUAUUUUGCUUUCUCCUUCUUUUGACUGGUUGUUUGUAUUUUUGUUUUAGAUUUUCUUUGUUUUUGUUUCCUUGUAUUGUUUUAGCUUGUGUCAUUUGUUACUCCUUCUGUUUGCAUGCGAAAGCUUCGCAGAGUAGCAACAUGUUACUUUUGUUUCACUUUGUUCAGUAACUAUACACAAGUUAUGUUAGGUCCCCUAACGAAAUCUUGGAGUAGCGAUAAUGAUUCGAAACAGUGAGUACUGCAUGUGGUUAUGAGAAACAUGGGGUGGGUAGUCUGCGGCCCAACUUGUCUACUUUUUUGUGAACUGUUCUUGCUUUCUUUUCCGUUUACUGAGGUGUCGCUGUAGUGAAAAAGCUGAGUCUUGUUGGUGGAAAUGGCACACCUGCUACGCACACGAAUCCCCCCUCGGAAACCCCACAGCUAUACUUUAGAUUUAAACCUCUUGGAAACAAAGGGUUUUUUGAGGCUCCGCUAAAUAGUUUCUCGAGUGUUUUCCAAACGGCUGUUGGGGGCCAUUUCCAUGGGUUUCUAAAGCGUAGGGACUUGGUUUCUCAAGGAAUACGUAUACACAGCCAAUUGGUAACCAAAAGCGUGUCCAAACGUUUCCCAGGGAUUUUUAAGAGGUUCUUGGUAUAUUUUAUGGUGCGGUUGCAUCAUGUCGAGUCCUAAUAACUCUUAGGAAUACUUUAUGUUUGUCUGUCUGUCUGGUUCUCUGUCUGUGUGCGUGUCUGUCUGUCGGUCAGUGAGUCUGUCAGUCUGACCGAGGGUACUACGUAACUCAUGUCUGUCUGUUUUUCUGUCUGUCCGACCGUCGGUCUGUCUGACUACCUUGCUGCAAUUUGACAAGUCCAUGAAGUUUUCUGACUGUCUUUCCUGUCUAUGUAUGAAACAACCAUUCACUAUUCAUGCAUUCAUUCAUUCCUUUGGUACUGUAGCUGUCACUCGUUUCUGUCUUACCAGACACAUUUGAUCUGUGAAGGCGUUAUCCACAUGCUCGUGUUUUUGUGUACUUAUCCAUACAAGUCUCUUUAUUAUUAAAACUGACAAUUAUGAUGCUUCAGCUUAUCACCUCAUGUAUGCUACCAUGGAAAUCACAGCAUUGGUCACUGAUCUACUUCUUUUCCUUUCUCGGCUGCAAGCUCAGUGUUCAAGGUCUGCUUGGUAAGGUCUUGCAUGCUUCUAUAUCUGUCUUCUGUUAAUCUAGCUAAAUGUAGCCAAACCUCUCGUGAAGCUGGGAUGUGACAACGUUUCAGCCAAUUUUUACUCACGUCACUUUUAUUUCGUUAUAUAUGUCAUUUUGCUUUGUGUUUUUUUCUUUGUGGCGUAGUUUUUUUUUAACUCUGUAUUUUGCUGUAAAAUUUAAGAAUUCCUCUUGUCUCUAGCCGGAAGACAGUUGAUGUAAUACUUAAAAGUGAACAUUUAUCAUGAGUUAUCAAAUGGUUUAAAAGUUUAAAAUGGAUUUUUGGAUGUUUUAAAAAACAUAUGGUAACAAAUCAGUUAAAAAGUAACACGCUAAUGAUUUUGUGUAAAACUUUGCUGAAUAACAAUUUAAACUAACUAUUUUGAUCAAUUUAUUGUCAAAAUUGUGGUAUAUCCGCCGGUGAAAAUUACUCAGUAAUGCUGUAAGAGUAAAUUUCUCUUCUUGACCAUACUUUGACAUGUGAAGGGUUUCAGAUGAUUCUCGUGCGCCGCAAAGCUGAUGUCAGCGGUCAAAGCUUGAGACUUGACGCAAUUUGUUAGUAAUAUUUAAUCAAUAGUUGAAUGUUUUUUUAACUGUAUUUGCUAUGCUGAAGAUUUAUGAUUUAUAUAACAUUUAGAAAUAGGCCCUUGCCUUCAAACGGCUUGAAAAGUGGAGAAAGUUACGAUUGUGUGCGUCAGCUAUGGAUAACUAUAAGCCCUCUCGUUGUUAUGUUCAUUGUGACUUUAAUUUUUUUCUGUGUGUACGAAGCAAGUUUCAUUUGAGUGUCAAAGGCAAUGCAGAUUGCAUUGGGUCUACUUUGCAGUGCUGUGUGAUUGGUCCAGAAAACACCCGCCACUUUCUUAACCAAUCAUAUUCAAAACUAGAACCAAACGCAAGAUUGUUGCUCGCGUUGUCCCACGCUUGAACAGCCUUUUCACGUUACUUCCCUUCGUUAUGUUCAUCUUGUAACGCCAUGUACUGUUGCUUACCAGAAACUGAACCACAAGGAAGAGGGAGCAGAUCAGCCUUGGGGUGAACAAAGCAGUGAUGAAAGCAGCAGUGAGGACGAUGAAGUAAGAGUUCUAUGUUCUUAGAUUAAAAUUUAAUUAGUAACAUGCCUUCGUAACAACUGUUGACUUGGUGCAAAAACUUCCAUCCUCUCCUGAAACAUUCCAAUUGAGAAUCUCUCUUGGUCUAUCUGGGUCUCUCUUGGUCUAUCUCGGUCUCAUGGUCUAUCUUGGUCUAUCUUGGUCUCUUUUGGUUUAUCUUGGUCUCUUUUGGUUUAUCUCGGUCUCUAUUGAUCACUCUUGGUCUCUCUUAGUCUCGUGGUCACUCUUGGUCUACCUGGCUCUAUUUUGGUCUCUCUCUAUGUUUUUCUUGGUCUAUCUGGGUCAAUCUUGAUCUAUCUUGGUCUACUGGGUCUAUCUUGGUCUAUGUUGGUCUAUCUUGGUCUAUCAGGGACUAUCUGGGUCUAUCUUAGUCUAUCUGGGUCUAUCUUGAUCUAUUUUGGUCUCUUUUGGUUUAUCUUGGUCUCUCUUUGUUUGUUUUGGUUUCCAUUGGUCUAUCUUGGUCUCUCUUGGUCAACCUCAUUUUUACCGCUCUUAAGGCAGUUUGUUUGUUUUUACUUUGAGUUUUCAUUGGCUUUUUGAGGGGUUUUCCUUUCUUAUGAUGGCCGGUUUGUUUACUUUGGUUUUGCUUUUACGGUACUCAAUCGAAAAAUGCUCCAAUUACUCUACCAAAGAAUGCCAAUGCGUACUGAACAAGUGUCUGAAAAACCUGACGAAAUACUGGAAGAUAACUUUUUUUAUGAAUUGACAUCCCAGCCAACGGGAUUGGUGUUCCUCUUGGUCUUUUCAUGCUACGAAGAGAGGACUAAGUUCCAACCGAGCUGCGAGGUGUUGUGAACCACUCGGCUCGAGUGGUAUCUGUGCCUUCACCCUCCUCAACACAAAUAAAACUCGUUCUUUCUUUAACACUUGUUCAUUGUGAAACCUUGAGGGGUUGGGUGGAAGUGGGAGUCAUUUCAAUUUUUAUCGCCGUUGAGUUGAUGUGCUUUUUGCAACUAGGAAAAUGAUGAAGAUCAAUCGGCGGGAAACGAAGGACGAGGCGAUGACGUUGAUGAUGGUGACGAUGAUGACUCUGAUGAUGAUGACGCUGUUCAAGGUAACUCGGGAAAGUCAUGUUUCCUCAGAAUUUCAAAACGUAAUCAACCGAAGAGGUAACUAGAAUUGACACUUUCAUCAACUGAGCAGUGUGAUCUUGAUAAAACUCUAGACUCUCCUGUCUAAUACCCCAUUCACAACAAAGCGUAAACAUGUUGGGAGCUGUUUUGAAAAUUGUCUUAGUAGAAACUGCGUAAAACAAGUUUUGCCGACUUCAAAUCUAGCACAUUGAAUGGAAAAGUUAGUGACCACUUAAACCCUACGGAAAAUUAAGUUUUUCAGUUCUCUGUUUCAUUCAGUUAAACGCUAAACAUGUUUUUGCUGGUGUGGAUGGGGUAUAAGUUACCAGGGGGAAUACUGCAGCUGGAAUGGAAACAAGAAUACUGAUUCGAUCUAAUAGAACAAGCUAAUUAUCAUAUUUGGUCAUGAACACCGGGGAAGAGUAAUUUUCAGGUGCAAUGCAAUGAGGAUCGAUUUCCUAAAGAUAAGAUUUCGAAAUUCAUUUGUUAUUUGAAGAUUGUAUUUGUUGUUCUGUGUUGUUUGUUUGUUCAGUUGGUUCAAAUUAGUAAAAGGCGUUGCAUGUUUCCACGUUUUUAACAGAUAAUGAGAACGACCUGUCAGGCGACUUGGCGGACCUGUCAACAGAGAUAUCCAUCAAGGAAAAACUCAUCGACGAGCUGGAGACGAGUCAGAAGAAAAUCCACACUCUGAAAACUCAAUACGAAGAGAAACUGUCUCUUCUCCACAACAAGAUCAAGGAGACGGAGACAGAGAGGGAUCAGGUGGGUGCCAGUUAGUUUGUUUGUUUGUUUAUUUUGUUUCUUGGUUAGUUACUGUGUGGUUAGUUCAUUUGUGGUCUUCCUAAGCCUUAUCGUUGGCUUUGGUGCCUCACGGAGAUGGAGAACAUCAAAAUCUCCCCUUAAUAAGCUGAACUGGUGUAGACGCAUUUUAUCCGUCCUCGCGAAAGUACAUUACCGUUGACAGUCCUCAGCGCAUACGGCAUACAGACUGUUGGAGUUCUUUUGAUGUCACCACCCUUAGCAUUUCGGUUUUUGAACGCCUCCGUUUUUCCUCAAGUUUGCAUGGCCAGCUUUGCCACAAAUGAUAUACAUGGUUAAUGUAAGGCAAUUCGCGUCACUGAUGGUAGUAGUGUAACACUUAUGAGAGAAAAAGGUGUAAAAGCAGAAAGAAAGUGAGUUGCUGCCCAUCUUUCUGUAAACAGCCGUAGUUUGCCCACUGCCUGUCACUCUUACUUAACGAAGGAAGGGGAGGGAGAUAAUUUGACCUGAAAAGUUAUGAAGUACAACUUCCAUCUCUUCUCCUCGGGAAACGCUCUCUUUCUUGCUCUUGAUAAAAAUUAAUUUCAAAAAAGAGUCUUACGUUGGACAUAUACUGUAAGGGUAUAGGCCAGCGUGAUCGAACGUUUUAUUACUUUCCUUGAUAUAACAUUAAGUGUAUAUGUUGUUGCAGAUCAUUAAAGAAUCGUCUAUUUCUAAGCUUGUAUUACCAGUCGAAAGGAAAGUUGUUUGUUAUGAUUUAUGCUAAUUGUAAUUUUUCUUUCGCUUUCAGGUUUUGCAAAGUGUCAAAAAUCAAGACUCGAAAUCGGGUGAAAAGGUUCGACAAAUCCGCGACGAAUACGAGAAAAAAAUUAGUCGGCUGCAGGGAGAACUGAAGAAGAUGCAGGCCGCCAAGAAAGAGCAUGCGCAGCUUCUUAGGCAGAAAGCGCAAAAUGAGCAGCAGCUGAGAACUUUCCAAGCUGAACUGAAAGAGAUGAAGAAGACUAAAGUGCGUCUUAUGAAACAAAUGAAGGAAGAGGCGGCCAAGAGCAAGCAACAGGAGGCGCAGCGGAAUAAAGAGAUUGCACAACUGAAGAAAGAGUCACGGUUGAGACAGAUGACAAUUAAGAAUCUGGAAACAGAAAGACGACAGCGUGAAGUAGUACUCAAGAGAAAACAGGAGGAGGUAUUUCCCUCGCUGUAUCAUUUCUUCCGCGGUAGAGCUUGUUACAAGACCGACUCGUUCCUUUUUGUACAGUUUCCUGAUUGUUGCAAGAUUUGCAAUACGAUCCACAAAAUAGUUCGAGCGCCUUGUAAACCUUCCCCUCACCAUUUUAGUUUGCUGCCGUGGUGUCCAUCAAAAUCGUGCCUCAUCCUUAAUAUUCUUCCUAUUUGAAAUUAUACACAUACAUCAUUAUGAUAAACAUUUUCCAGUCAAACUCAGACCACUGCUUGAAACAUGCAAAUGAAUUAGGUAAAAGAACAAAACAAGGGCCCGCGGAAAAGCCAAGGAAGGGUAUGGAUGGGCGAAAAGGGAGAAGAUUUGUACGGGUUUCAUUUACGUAACCGAGUCGAAUAGCAACGGCCCGAUGCUUGUAAAGUCGAUCCUAACUAGCCUGAAAAUACGCACUCUUUACAUUCAGAAAUCACAUGACUAGUAGGUGUUUCAAUGAAAGUUGCGAGCGGGCUCUUUUGUUUGGGUUUCACGUUACGAUCCCUUUCCGGGCAGAGCCGCAUAUGACACCAGCAGCAGCGGCUUAUGGAAAAUGUUGUUAAAAGCCCCUAAACUUGUUGGAGAUAAAGCUGUGACUUUGCCCUCUAAGAAUUUUUUUUUUUGCACACGCAAACGAUUGGGUUUCUCAGUAUAGUAUGAACCCUCCAUCUAAAGUGACGUUUGCCCUGCAAAGAAAGAUGUGAAAUCCACUGUACGCGCCUCAUUAAUUUUUCUCGCUUCAUUCACAGGUAAAGGCCCUCAGGCGUCAACAGAAACCCAUGUCUGGCCAACUGGGAGCACAACGAAGCCAGGCAACCCUGUUAACAGUACGCGAAGUGAAUGGUGUGGAUGCCAGCUCAUACACCAGCUCCUAUACGUCGUACAGCAGCUCAUCAGUAUCCGUGUCCUCUUCCUCAACCUCAAGAUUUUCAGGAGCAGCCAGUCGACCGUCGGGAUUGCCUGUGAAAUCGCCGAGAAGAAAGAGCUCCGUCCAACAGGCGUCUCGAAGUGCGAAGAAGAAAUGGGAUGUCAUUGACAAGAAGGUGAAAGCCUUAACUUUAUCACUUUUAUAGUCAACCAUUAAAUGACAUUCUGCAACAUCUCAGACUAAUGACUCAGUCGUGAUAUCUUCAGCAAAGUUUUAAAGUACAAUUGUUGUUCAAUAUUAAAAACGUAACCUCGUUAUUUUCUUUUCCGUUCAGAUAACGUCAUUGAUUAUCAAGCGGCAAACGAUUGCAAAUAUGGAAUCGGAUAUGGAUCGCUGGAUACAGGACAGAGAUCGCCUCAGUAAACAGCUAGAGAAGUGUCAAAUGAAAUAUGACAAUGCUACAGUUUUGCAGAAGGUAAUAAGUACGAUUUUGUGUACAACAUUUUGUGUUGCAGUUGUUUGCUGAUAAUCUUUAACGGAGAUAGUUAUCUAAACCUUCGUAGGAAGAAAGUAACGUACAAGAACUAUAACGGAGAUAGUUGUCCAAACCUUCGUAGGAAGAAAGUAACGUACAAGAACUAUAACGGAGAUAGUUGUCUGAACCUUCGUAGGAAGAAAGUAACGUACAAGAACUAUAACGGAGAUAGUUGUCCAAACCUUCGUAGGAAGAAAGUAACGUACAAGAACUAUAACGGAGAUAGUUGUCUGAACCUUCGUAGGAAGAAAGUAACGUACAAGAACUAUAACGGAGAUAGUUGUCCAAACCUUCGUAGGAAGAAAGUAACGUACAAGAACUAUAACGGAGAUAGUUGUCCAAACCUUCGUAGGAAGAAAGUAACGUACAAGAACUAUAACGGAGAUAGUUGUCUGAACCUUCGUAGGAAGAAAGUAACGUACAAGAACUGAAAGAGCAGCUGGAAGCACUGACGGCGCAUAUGGACUAUGUGCAAGAUAACAUUACGGACUGUCAAACAAGCAUCAUGGAGAUGGAGGUUUGACUAAAUCUUACAUCCAGUUUAUUUGAUUUUAUAACUGUAGACCCUUAACUAAGGAGACAGUAAAGCGUAGAGUGGCUAAGGAGGAAAUUUUCAAGAAGCCAUUUUAACUAGGAAUCUGGUUUCAUCGGCUUAGCUUUCCAAAAUGCGUUGACCGUUUCUGAGAAUCUGAUCUUCUCUUUGAACGCAUCUUCCUUAGUUCAUAAGUUUCUUAGUGGUCGUAACUUGUGUGCUUGAAAGUGUACUAAAAUUGUACGUGAACCCACUGGUGUUGACUCCUUGGAGUAGAACAGAAAGGCCUUGUUGCUCCUCUUUCCUUAACCUUGGGAGGGUGGCGAACAAAUGAACCAACAGUCGUAUUGUAUACUUGUUAUGUACAUCUAGGAGCAAGGUGGAGACACUGCUGAGAUAGGAGAAUUUUUCGCCACCUGUACAAUAACAGAGGCACGUAUCCUGUUGGAGCACUUCUUGACUAAAGUGAUAUCUUUGGUAAGUAGAAGAUAUCAAUCGUCUGUUUACUCAGCGAAGUAAGUGACUGAAAUAUGAAAAGCGAAUAUUACCCGAUCCGAAAUCUUUACAGAUGUGGGAACAAAUGUUUUGAAGAAAGGGUAAAAAAAAGAUGUAGUACACUGUUAAGAGUUUCUGCACUUCUUCCCAUAACGCGGCAACGAGUAUUGCUGCUCCCUUGGGUGGAAUGCUAGUGAAUUUUAUUUGCUGGUUAUCCCACGGUAUUUUGUUAAGUUUACCUGACAAUUCUCCGGUCAUUUUACUCCGGGAGAGAAACAUUAUGAGAGUAAAGUGUUUUUCUCAAGAACAAAACACAGGUAACCCAACUUAGGCUCCAUUAAGUGUACUUCGUUUCCAGAAGGUUAGCAUGUUUUCAAUGUUACCCUCGUUGGAAACUAAAUCUUUGAUCUCCAAACACAUCACGUACACUUGAACGACUGAAAAAAAGGGCACGCUUGUACAAGUCACCCCUUGCGGAUACUUUCCGCUUGCUUCACACUUUGCCGUGAACGUAAAAGAAAAGGUUUAAAGAUGCUGGAGAUCUUACUUACGGAAUUACUACCUUAACAGGGUCAAGAAGCCACCUCUAAAGAAGCCGCGGCAAAAGAAGUCCAAGCCCGUCUCAAUGCCAUGAAGCAGCACAACGAACUUCAACAAGAACUAUUGCAACACGUGCUGCAGUACCACGAUUCGUUCAGCAGCAUCGAGAAUCUCGCCGCCGCUGCCAUGGGAACGGAUUCGGAGCUCAGUGGUUCGGAGCUUAGAGAUCGGUUAAUGGGAUCUUUGGUAUGACUGUGGUUUACUUAUAUUUGGCCAUGCACAGGCAAUCCAAGCUCACUUUGAGAGGAUGGAAGCGUUUGUUUGUUUGUUUUUUUGUUUUGUCAGCGAAAGGUGAUGCUAAACGAUAUGUACGAAACCUGGCAUUCGCCUUGACCAAGGGCUAGCGGUCGAAACGUCAGCUUUAGAAACUGUUAACGUUGGUAAAGUCACAUCAACUUAGUUGAUUAGACGAAAUUAUCGCCUAAUUCCCUAUACCAAGGCAGCACCACAGCUUCUUUAGAAACUUACCCCCUUUGUUCAUGUAUAGGUUAACUUUCACACGUCAAUCGUUCGAUAAAGUAAAACUUUGCUCGUCCCUCCCCCCUUACAUCCCACCUCCUCGAACUUAUUUUGCUGAUCUCAAUGGGUGCUUUGUAAAGCAGCAUCCACUACUGAAGAAAGGCAAUUUUGAUCAUUAACCUUUAUCGUUAAUUCUUAUUUUUCAGACGAGCCUGGAUUCGUUGAAAGAUGAAGCCGGAACGCUGUCGAGGUAUUGUGAAAUUUUAUCACACCAACAAUUCUGUAGCUAGUAUUUGAGUCGUUGAUCGCGUUCAGUAAAGAAGAUUUUGGAAAGCGAUUGGAGGUUUUUUAUAUAUGCUAAGCCAGAGGACAAAGAAUGCAAAUGGAAUCUAACUUGCUUUAGAAACCACUUUGAAAGUUCGAAAUCGAUAUUGUUUGUUGUUUUUUUUUUCUUGUGCAAAAGUUCUAGCGGUGGCACGUUAAAAGAUUUUAAUGGUGAAGUAGCAUCUCAAGCACAAGCUAAAACAAAAGACAAGGUCAGUCGUUCACCUCUCUGUCAUUUUUGAUUCAAUAGUGAGUAGCAUGGGCCAUUAAGUGUUUUCCCGUUAUGCGCAUGCAUUUUGUUUAUCGAUGGAGAAAGUGGGGAAAGGAAUUGAGGGAGGUGGGGGAGGGGAUAGAGAGAGGGUAUAGUUGACUGUUAACGGUAAAGUUGAAUUCUGAGUAUAGAUUUUAUCAUGAACUUUGAGAGUAAGUAAGAACUAGAUUUGGUGUUCAGCCCGAAGUAUACCUGAAGCCUGUAAUGGUUUCCAUUUUAAUUAUUAUGAAUAUGUCAUGCUCCACAAUGGCUACAAUUAAGUUUUUUUAAAAUUUCUUUUUCGUUAAUUCAUUAAGAUUGGUAAGUUCAAAUCUUCGGAAUUCAUACUAUCUAAAGAGAGUCGACGCUGGAUUACACCCAUUUCAAAGCAGCAUUUUUGACAUUUUGAAAAUUGUGUCUGUAGGCGCGUCGUAGAACUGGAACCCAGGAAGAGUUCUUGUACCCGGAGAAAGUCAAAACGAGGAGAGACGCCCGGCUUGACACGGUUGAAGACGAAGACGAGGCUUCUGCUGCUUCGGUACCGAGCCUCGCCUUAGUGCCCAUGCUUCCCUUUGCAGGGGAACCGAAGGGAUCCCGUCAGAUUUCCCCUGAACUAAUGCAAAAACUGCUUGAGCUGGAAAAGUCUCGUAAAGCGCAGAGCUCAGAGGUUCUUAUGCCACCCCCUCCUGGCUCUCAAGGCAACCAGAACCAGAGUCAGGGGGUACCACCCGUCAAGACAUCUAGGUCCAACUCCUUAAAUGGUAAUAGCUCGGCACCGCUCCCCACCUCGCUAGUGCGCGGAAAUGUCAAAUCCAAGUCAGCGAGGAGUUUUCCUGUCAGUAGGUUCGGAAGUUCGGGAUCUGGUGUCAGUAAUCUGCCUAGGUCCCAGCCCACCUCUCCUGCUCUUCAUAGGAAGUCGUUGCCGGAUAAACCUGGAGCGGGGUAAGCGUGAUUGUACAUUUGGUGGUUUACAGUGCGUUGAUAAAAAAUAACGAAUUAAGUUUUCCCGACCGUUUUGCUCUUGAUUUUUGCGUGGGUUUUCCGCUCUUUCAAAAUUAUGAAUGGGUGUUACCCCAAAUUUGCAAAAGAAUAUUCAAACGGUUUGACAUUAAUCCGCCUAGGAAGGUUAUACCAGUAUUAAAAUAGGCACCUUAUUUUUGGUAAUGCUACGUUACAUGGAACCGGCCGCAAUUUCACUCUCUGGGCGUGAAAAUUUAAUGGUAAAAUUUUGUGAUUGGUGAUGUACACCAUAUCCCCAGUCGUAAAAAUAUAUGUAAGUAAAUUUCCAUAUGAUUUACCUGCACCACGUGCAUUCUUUCACGAUGGUUAAUUUUUGAUUCUUCGCUUAAAAACCCAGAUACAGCACGUCCUCAGCACUUAACGCUCAGUUGUUUCAUUUGCUAAUACUUUGCUCAAUGUUGUUUUUCUGUCUUCGUUUACAGGAUGGAUGAUAGUGUUGUGGUUCAGAAGACCCCAGAAGACGUAUUUGCUCGUCUGACAAGUAGUCUGGCUCAGGAAUCCGACCCUGAUAUGUAAGUCUCUCGAUUAAUCUUCCUCUUUGAGUCAGAUUUUGUCAAAACCACUCAUCAUCUUUUAUGAUGAUUGUUUGAAGACUUUUUCUCAAAUUAAAGGUUUGACCAUUGAGAAACGGUAUUGUUAUUUAACAGUAUUAAAAACUAGCCUUGGUAUGUGGCAACCUCCGAUUGGUUUAGAGCCCAAGGUAUAUCAGCUCAUAUAUCAUAGACUGCUCUUCCAGUAUUUUUUCACGGAGUUCAUACCGCGGUGCCAUCAUGGUCACUAACCUGACUCGCGACGUUCGGUGAAUUAUUUCUUUAUCUAUUUGUUUAAAAAUGUUUACUAGUUUGGAGCCCUAGUGACAUUUUCUGUUUGUCUUCAAUAGUGGCAGAAUGCUUCCCCUCCGUCCCCCUGCAGGGAAGCCUGCUCCUCUUGUGUGUACAUACGCCGCCACUGGGCACAAUAGUGCUGUUUUAUCUCUUGACGUAACAGAAGACUUGAUGUUCACCGGUUCGAAAGGUUUGUGCAAAAUGCUCAAUUAUUGCAUGCCUUCCACAGGACUUUUAAUGUCCCUUACCUACUCCUGCCUCUCAGAAGCCAGCCCUCCUGUUUUGCUCUAUCGGUUUUUCCUCGCGUCAAAUCACACCAGCUGAUUCAUUUUUCUUAGCUGAUUUAUUUUUUCACUCUUUCCACCCGCUUUCUUGACAAUGUAUUUAGUUUAAGAGGAAAGAUUAUGUAUUGGUCAUCCCAGUGAGGAGACGAGUCAAGCGCGUAACGUUUUCAGAAAAUACGAAGAAACUCUGGUUUAUGAAAAGUUCAAGAACAUUUCCCCUUACCAUUUCAUUAAGUAAGCUCGGACGGUAUCUUCCAUCAGUGACACCUUGAAACACUUUAACUUUGUUUUUCAGAUCGCACUGUCAAGGUUUGGGAUCUGAAUACGGGUGAAGAAACACUCUCUUGUGCUGGUCACAAGAGAGAUGUUGUAGCUGUACGUUACUGUCCUAAAACACAGCGGGUUUUUGGUGCAGCACAAAAUGUUAUUAAGGUAAGGACGUCCUUUACUUUUCCAAUUUAUGAAACACUUGAACUUCUGGACAUGGUUGCGAUUUAGUUACUCAAAACCUGAGAGUGACGGACUUGAUGGGCGGGAAAACUUCCACUUUCUCCUUUUCCUCCUCGCUCAUCCUUCUAAUUUAAUCCCACUUACAAUUCUGUACAAAUUUUCUUUGGAAAAAUACGCAGAACCGGUGGUCGUCAUCAAACCCUUACAAGGUAAGGGUUUGCUGGUUUGCUGUAGCCCUAUCCUUAUUUCAGCGUUCGAUUUCGAUUGUAGACUUCUGUCAUAGAAAUGUGUUUUGGCAACUCAGCUCGUGGGUGUGAAAAAGAAAAAUGUACGAAUAGUAACCUUUUUUAGUCCUUAUUAUGAAAGUUCGAGGUUGUUUAAUGUUGUACCCACAUCAGCCGUCCUCUGUUUCACCAUUCUAUUGCAAGUAAAAUGACGCCGAUACAAUUUAGGCUUGUGCGUCCAACACUUCGCCAGUGCAGAACGUUAAUGAAUGGGAUUUUUUCCUCUUACUCUUUAUUCCGAUCUUUAGGUUUGGGACAUCAGAGAUGGCAAAUGUAUCAGGAGCCUUACACCGCCCGGAUCCUCUCUCGGUUCAUUUCUAUCCAACAUGACGUCAGAGACUCAGAUUAACGACUUGAAACUGUCCGCCAAUGGUUCUCUGCUUUAUGCUGCGAUGGGUACCACGGUCAGGAUCUGGGACCUAGAAAGGUGGGUCAUGCGUAGUGUGGUCUUUAAACCUGAACAGAAGCUGUUAGUUCAGAUUAAGUUUUUCGUCCGUUUCAUUGGUCCCAAGCAAUUGUCAUCAGAUGUGUUUAGUGAAAAUUUAGCUAUGCUUUCCUUUCUGGAACUUUCGCCUUGAACUCCAAUACAUAUGGCCUUUUGUUAAGUCUUGGGGUUGCGGCUAUUAAAUUUGAUCAAGAUGCUCUAUGCCGGCUUAGUCAGCUUCUGGCCGCGUUGACUGAUGAGUGGAGGGUUCCAACAUGAUUGGCACCAUUCAAUUUUUUUUCAGCAGAUUUCAGACCAUGGAAAUUUGAUUUCACUUACCUUCCGUUCUGAACAAGUUAGUGGCUCAGAUUAACCAUUACAUUUUUUUUUGUUUUAGUUAUUCCAUGACAGGCAAACUCGGUGGUCACGCCGGGCCUGUUAUGACGGUGUUACUUCGAGAAACCAAUAAAGAAUCUGUCGUGUUCACUGGGUCGCGAGAUCAUUACGUUAAGGUACGUGCAUGUGAAGAGCACACUGUUGUCAGAUCUGUAGAGCAAGGGUAACCUAGGGUGAGUGUUGUUUUCGGAUGUGACGUGGAUUUAGUUGUGGGUAACGUUAAACUUGCUCUGUGUUUCAGCAGUCGGCGAGGAUGGGGAAGGGUGGAGUUGGAGGGGGGUGGGGUGGGUGGAUUAUGGAAGGGGGGGUGAUUGCCCCGUGUAUGAAAUAGAAAAUGGUGUAUAGUGUUGGCGUAGUUAUAUGACGACUACUCAACAUUUUUUCGGGGAUCUAAGUCGUAGACUUGAAGCCAGCAUAUUCAAAUAAUAGUGUAUUAUUUCUUUUUUGAUAGAUAUUUGAAGUAAAUGGUUCUAACGUCGGUGUACAGGUAUGGUGUCUGGCAUGACCAUCAAUUAGUUAUCACAAUUUCAAUAGUUAAGACAUUAGCCGAAUUUUGAAGAAUGUAGACCGUAGUAAUCCGCGAGUCAGAGGAAGUUUGGCACAUUUGGCACUAGUUUGUGGACAAGGAGUUAUUUCAUUCAUUUUUAUUAACUCAGAAAACCCUAUGGAAAAACCAGAUGGCCUUUGUCGAAAGUAAAAUUUCGUUUUCAUUUUGUUCGUUCGUUUGUUUGUUUGUGUUAUAAAUGAAGGAGUGACACAUUUAGUGUUUUAUUCUCUUACAGUCGGCUAAGAGCAAACUAGAACCGCCUCACUAUGAUGGUGUUCAGUCAUUGGCUCUCAAAGGCAAAUAUUUGUUCAGUGGAUCACGUGACAAUAGUAUCAAGAAAUGGAACAUUGAAACGCAGCAACUUAUACAGGUUCGUACGCAGUUUGAAAAUGUAACUUGGUUCGAAUAUGGAUGCGAUCCUUGUAGUUAUGAACAAUACUUGAGUAGUAUUGAAAACAAGGCCUGAAAAAAAAUUUAGGCCUGUAUGGGAUUGGAACCCAUGACCUCUGAGAUACCCGUGUAGCGCUCUCCCAACAGAGCUAACAAGCCAACUGGGAGCUGGACAUUAUGUUGGUACCAAAUUACCCGUGAAGUGGGAAUUAAUGACCGUAAAUAUGUGAAACUCACAUAAUUAUGUGAACUGCGGUUGAAGAAACGAGUAUAGAAGCAAUCCUCACAGUUAUGAACUCUACUUAAGUAGUAGUGAAAAUAAUUUUCAUUACUACUUAACGUAGUACCUAGUACUACGGUACUUUUUGCACCGGUAUCGCAGAGGUCAUGGGUUCAAAUCCCGUAAGGCCUGAAUUUUUUCUCAGGCCUUAUUUUCACUAAUACUUGAGAAGUGUUCAUAACUGCGAAGAUCACUUCCAUAUUCGUUUCUUUAACCGCUGUUCACAUAUAUGAUUUUGAUAUAUUUACAGUAACUUGGUUCGUUAUCUAAUUGGUUUCGGUGUUCAGGCUGGUUACGGACAGGAUCAUCACAACAGAAUCCCCUCUCCAACUGCUUUUCGUUAGCAAGUUUUUCAUGUCCUUCUUUUAGUUGACAAGUGAUUUAUUGGGAGGAUAGGCUAAUAUUUUGAAAAAGGAGAUUUUUCUUGCUAGAACAUGUCAUGGACAAACCCUGCUAGCCAAAUGAAUCAACGUGGGCAUUCGUGGAGACUAAAACCCUUAAACACACAAGAUCCGAUUUUUAUCUCUCCCCUCCAGCUUUUACUCAUUCCCUUGUAAGUUAGUUACGAGAUUUUGGUGAUAGAUCAAGAUAACAAAUUCUACUUCUCUAAGUUUGAGUAUUCUCAUUACCUGUCUGCUUGAUAAUGUAUGAAUAUUACAGGGAGAAGUUACAUGUUCAUCACCUCUGGGAGUUAAAGGGUUAAUGGAUCUCUGGGAAAUCCCACCGUGAUCUUAAGCGCAGGAAAACUCGUACGAUCAAUUGCAGAUCACGAUGUUUUUGUUUGUUUUCCUUUGCAUUUGAUUUGUUUUAAGAAUGUCCUAGUACUUUGUGAUCCAAGAUGUCAAAGAAAUUUGGAGAUUUUUGUUCGAGUAACCAGCUUUUCUUAAAGAAAUUUAAGAUCACGAAACAGCCCCCAAGUGCCUAUAAUUCUAACACCUUUCCAUGCUUGUUCAAAUGAGUUAAACCUGUGGGAUAUUCCAUAAUGUUGAUUUUUUUUCUUCCACAGCAUAUGACGGCAGCUCAUAAGGACUGGGUCUGCGCAUUAGAUUUCUUACACCCUCAAGACGUGCUGCUUAGCGGUUGCCGCGGUGGUAUGCUAAAAUUAUGGCGGGUGGAAACUGGAGCUCCAGUCUGUAAGUUAUUCUCUUAUGUUAUCUUACUCAUCUAUAUAUUUUAAUCCUUUACGCCCUAACAUCACUAUGAAUAUUCUCCAUAAUGUUACUGUUCUCUAUACAUUUCGUAUGGUACUGAUGAGGGAAAUGUGUUUGAUAACCAAUAUUGGUGUUCGUUUUACUUUAAUGUUUGAUUCAGUAUGGAUACUGUGACGACAAAUUAAAUGACAGUCCGACCCUUGGGAGUCGAGGAUUAAUUACAUCUACACGAAAACCCAUCUGAUUUUAAUUUAGUUCCAGAAAAAUUUGAUGGAAAAAUAUCUACACAUUUGAAUUGUCGAUAAAGCAAAAAUUAAUUAGAAUUAAUCGAUUUUAAACGAGAAUUUUCGUUUUCCUUUUUUUUAUGAGGUUUAAACAUUCGCUCCUGUUGGCGUCGCCCCAUUUUCCCUUCGUUUUUUACAAAACUAGAACUAAAGGUGAAACGAAAUCCUUCUGUCUUUACAAUUUGCAGGCGAAAUCAAAGCUCACAGGCAUCCCAUUAAUGCUAUUUGUACAAAUUCGUCUUGUGUAUUUACUGCGUCAAGGUAAGUGGUUGUUUAUUACUGAACAAAGGAAAAACCGGCAUUUUCAGAAGUUUUAAACGUUUCAUGCCUCAGACAUUCACCCACUGAGUUUAUUUUACAUUUUGUGGGAGUAACUUGUGCGCUGAAACCUGGGCUGUAGUUCGAUGAGCUAAAUAUAGAGCCACGGGGUACUAGAAGUUGUCCAGAGUCUUGGGUGGGUUCCUAUUCUCUCUCAUUGCAUCUCUUUCCACCCAAGAGUGUGAGCAGUAAAUACCAAUGAGUGAAUUGUAGGGCCAAUAGAACGAUUUAAAGGUCCCAUCUCAUCUAGAUCGGGUAUUCCGGGGAGUAGUUACUGUUCUGAUCUGCGAAGUUUUCUUUUUUAAUUCUCCAAGUACUGCAAAUAUCGAAUGGCUUCCUAAAUUCUUUAAAAUGUUUAUUUUUGUUUUUCAGUGACAGGUUGGUUCGUCUGUGGCGUGUCACUGGUUCGCUGGAUGAACAAUUAAAUGAAUCGGAUCGUUCUGUUGAGGUGUAA